Molecule: messenger RNA, 1465 nt
Organism: Carassius gibelio (silver crucian carp)
Lineage: Eukaryota; Metazoa; Chordata; Actinopteri; Cypriniformes; Cyprinidae
Product: glutamine synthetase-like
Exons: 6
Coding region: 25-1143 (372 amino acids)
Cellular component (GO): cytoplasm
Molecular function (GO): glutamine synthetase activity
Source: RefSeq, a predicted model, not a curated record
UGUUUCUUGUACAUCUGAUCCAGUAUGUCUUAUGUAUCAGACAGCUCUAGUCUCAACAAGGCCCUGCGGCAGCAGUAUCUCAGUCUGCCCCAGGGAAACUUCUGUCAGGUCACUUACGUCUGGAUCGAUGGCUCUGGAGAGGGUCUGCGUAACAAGACUCGAACCAUGGAUUCAGAGCCAAAGAGCAUUGCUGAUAUACCAGAAUGGAACUUCGAUGGUUCCAGCACGGGUCAGUCUAAAGGACACAACAGUGACAUGCUACUGAUUCCUGUCUGCAUGUUCAGGGACCCCUUCCUCUUGGACCCCAACAAACUGGUGCUAUGUGAGGUGCUCAAGCACACCCGAGAACCUGCAGAAUCGAACCACCGUAACUGCUGUAACAAGGUCAUGGAGAAGGUCAAAAACCUUCACCCCUGGUUUGGCAUGGAGCAGGAAUAUACUCUUUUUGGAGUGGAUGGACACCCUUAUGGCUGGCCCAGGCUCGGAUUCCCCAAACCACAAGGUCCGUAUUACUGCAGUGUUGGUGCUGACCGAGCUUUUGGCAGAGACAUUGUGGAGUGUCAUUAUAAAGCCUGUCUGUAUGCUGGCAUCAAAAUCAGUGGCACUAACGCAGAGGUCAUGCCCUCUCAGUGGGAGUUCCAGGUGGGUCCAUGUGAAGGAAUUGAGAUGGGAGAUCAUCUAUGGAUGGCACGUUUCCUGCUAUACAGGGUGUGUGAAGAUUUUGGAGUGGUGGCCACCCUGGAUCCAAAACCCAUGACAGGAGACUGGAACGGAGCCGGUUGCCACAUCAAUGUGAGCACAGCACAAAUGAGAGAAGAAGGAGGAAUUGAGCACAUUGAUAAAGCCAUUGAGAAACUGGGCAAGCGCCAUGCAGAGCAUAUCCGUGUCUACGACCCACAUGGUGGUGAAGAUAACAAACGGCGCCUCACGGGUCGCCACGAGACCUCCAGCAUCCAUGAUUUCUCAGCAGGUGUUGCUAACCGCGGGGCCAGCAUCCGUAUCCCCCGUCAGGUGGGUCAGGAAAAAUGCGGUUACUUUGAGGACCGGCGUCCUGCUGCCAACUGUGACCCAUAUGCUGUGACCUGCGCAAUGGCCCGCACAUGCAUGCUGGAAGAGGAGAAAGAUACCCAUGAACUUAAAUAACACAGUUUUGGAAAAUGUAGUUACACUCUAUACAUUUUAAAAAUUUCUUCUUAAAAGAAUGUUUUAUGACACAUGGUUUUCGAUUUAUUUGUAAGAUAAAAAAGCUAUUUGAAAAAUAAAAUGCAUUAAUUUAAAAACAGUAAAAGCAAGAAAAUGUUGGCAAUAUUAUUAAAAAUGAAAAAAAUAACAACAUAUUUUUAAUAAUUUAAUUUAAUCUUGUGAAUUUAAUAAAAGGUGAAUUUCCAGCAGCCAUAAUUCCAGUAUGUAAUGUCACAUGAUCCUUCAGAAAUAACUGUAAUAUGCUGAUUUGGUUAAACAUCUU